AGUAGUGCGCGGCAGUGGGUCGCGUGGUCCGCCUAGGCGCGCGGUUUGGUUUUGGCACUUGCUGAGUGUGCCUGGAAGUGGGGAACAGAGACGGUCGUUGGGUAGAGCUGAGGGCUGCAGCGCCUGAGGACAGGGCUGCGGCCGUGUAUAGGGGAACAGCUGAGAAGGAGGGCCCUUGCCGGCAGGAUCCGAACCCGCUGUGGCCGGGGCUGGUCCCGCGGUGACCUGGGGCGGCCGCGAGAUGCUCGGGGCCCGGUGUCUGCUUCGAGCCCUGCGCUCCUGCUCCACUGCUCCCUGCCCCAGGCAUAGGCCUUCCGCCAGACUGAGCGUACGGGACGCUCUCGGGUCCCAGAACGCGAGUGCGGAGCGCGUUAAAGUUCAGGGAUGGGUUCGAUCAGUCCGAUCCCAGAAGGAAGUCUUGUUCCUACAUGUAAAUGAUGGGUCGUCUUUGGAAAGCCUUCAGGUUGUUGCCGAUUCAAACUUUGACAAUAGAGAAUUGACUUUUGGGAGUUCUGUAGAAGUCCUUGGGCAGCUGGUACAAAGCCCUUCCAAAAGGCAAAAUGUGGAACUGAAGGCAGAAAAAAUUGAAGUUAUUGGAAAUUGUGAUGCCAAGGCAUUCCCUAUCAAAUAUAAAGAGAAGCAUCCUCUGGAGUACAUGAGACAAUAUCCUCACCUUAGGUGUAGGACUAACGCUCUGGGUUCUAUAUUGAGGGUUCGCAGUGAAGCCACAGCUGCUAUUCAUUCCUUUUUUAAGAACAGUGGUUUUGUGCACAUUCAUACUCCAAUAAUUACAUCCAAUGACUGUGAGGGGGCUGGAGAGCUUUUCCGAGUUGAGCCUUCAAGCAAAAUAAAGUUACCCGAGGAGAAUUUCUUCAAUGUUCCUGCUUUCUUAACUGUAUCAGGACAGCUUCAUCUAGAAGUGAUGUCAGGAGCUUUUACUCGAGUGUUUACCUUUGGUCCAACAUUCCGAGCUGAGAAUUCUCAGAGCCGGAGACACCUGGCAGAAUUUUAUAUGGUAGAAGCAGAGAUUUCUUUUGUUGAGAGUCUUCAAGAUCUCAUGCAGAUUAUGGAAGGACUCUUCAAGACCACAACAAUGACUGUUCUUUCAAAUUGUCCUGAAGAUGUUGAACUCUGUCACAAAUUCAUAGCUCCUGGACACAAGGACAGAUUAGAACAUAUGCUAAAAAACAACUUUUUAAUCAUUUCUUACACGGAGGCCAUAGAGAUCUUACAGCGAGCAUCACAAAACUUUACCUUCACUCCAGAGUGGGGUGUUGAUCUACAAACUGAACAUGAGAAGUACCUGGUGAAGCACUGUGGCGACAUACCAGUCUUCGUCAUAAACUAUCCAUUAGCACUCAAGCCUUUCUACAUGAGGGAUAAUGAAGAUGGCCCUCAGCACACAGUAGCUGCUGUUGAUCUUCUUGUUCCUGGAGUUGGAGAGCUCUUUGGAGGCAGCCUCAGGGAGGAACGGUAUCACUUCUUAAAGCAACAGCUGGCCAGAUCAGGACUCACAGAAGCCUACCAAUGGUAUUUGGACCUUCGUCGGUUUGGAUCUGUGCCACAUGGAGGAUUUGGGAUGGGAUUUGAACGCUACCUACAGUGCAUCUUAGGAGUUGAAAAUAUCAAAGAUGUUAUCCCUUUUCCAAGAUUUACUCAUUCAUGUCUUUUAUAGCUGAAAAUUUAGUUAAGGAAAAGUACCCUAGGGCAGAGGCACAAUACUUGAACAAAUAUGCAAGCAGAGAAUACAUGUUUGAACUUUAGAAAUGUGGAUUUCAAUAUAUAAUUAUUCUGGGUUGACACAGUGCCACACUCCUGUAAUCCCAGCUACUUGGGAGACAGAGGCAGGAGUCCAGUCUUGGCAACUUUGUGAGA
Marmota flaviventris (yellow-bellied marmot) is the source of this 1875-nucleotide messenger RNA. It is a transcript of the gene Nars2, whose product is annotated as asparaginyl-tRNA synthetase 2, mitochondrial. NCBI's taxonomy places the organism in Eukaryota, Metazoa, Chordata, Mammalia, Rodentia, Sciuridae. Gene Ontology annotation, biological process: asparaginyl-tRNA aminoacylation. Gene Ontology annotation, cellular component: mitochondrion. Gene Ontology annotation, molecular function: nucleic acid binding; asparagine-tRNA ligase activity; ATP binding. The record is from RefSeq and is a predicted model, not a curated record.